Molecule: messenger RNA, 390 nt
Organism: Dovyalis caffra
Lineage: Eukaryota; Viridiplantae; Streptophyta; Magnoliopsida; Malpighiales; Salicaceae
Source: the annotation of a GenBank genome assembly
AUGAUUCUUGAAAUCCACAAGAGAAAGAUAGGAAUUGGAUUUUCGGCCUCAGAUUCCUACAGUAGAAGAGGGGGAGAAGAAGAGCGGAAGAAGAAAAAUGCUGGAAAUGUCCAUAGCCAAGAUAGCUUAUGGGGUGCUCAUUUGGAUCUCCUUCACAAGUCCAUGUCUUCUGGGAAAUACCGUGGAAGGUCACCUUGUAAUUAUCGUGCUUGUGGGGACAAUGAUCUUGCAAUACGAAAAUUUGUUCUGCUUAGACAUUCUCCUGUGCCCCAGAAUCCAAUUGUUCAAGCAACCCCACAUCUACGAAAGGUCCUCCACUAUAACAUGUGUAAGAGAUCCUGGACAAUUUCAGAUACUGGUGGCCUGAAUUCGGGCUCCCGCUGCGCAUAG